Ilyonectria robusta is the source of this 666-nucleotide messenger RNA. RefSeq lists its product as uncharacterized. NCBI's taxonomy places the organism in Eukaryota, Fungi, Ascomycota, Sordariomycetes, Hypocreales, Nectriaceae. The transcript has a single exon. The record is from RefSeq and is a predicted model, not a curated record. The coding region runs from base 1 to 666 and encodes 221 amino acids.
AUGGCAUGGAAUGAGUUCUUCCACGCAACAGCUAGAGUUCCUGAGGAUCCUGUGGCUUGGGUUGGCAAUUUUGAGAGCGUUAUGCAUGAUGCUACGACCCUGGACCUCCCCCUAGCGAAGGAAGUCAUCCUCUGGUAUCUCCCACUGCAGAAGCUGACCGAGCCCUUCCUUGGGCAAAAGCUCGAUAUCUGGAAGGCAGAAUUUGCUGCUGCUAUCAAGAACAACACCCUGUCCUAUCGAGAAAUCGCAAGCCGGAUCCGACUAGAGAUGACGAGCUUGUCCUACCUUCGAAAGGGGUCCCGUGGGGUCAAAAGAGGAGGCGCAUUUCAUGCCGGUGAGGGAAGCUCGGAUGAGCCCUCUCUUGACGGCGAGGCUGCCGACCCUUUGCCCUCGAAGAAGAAGAAGAGGAAGACGAGGAAGCCCAAGUCUAAGGAGGAUAAGGAACCAGAGAAGUCAGCCUCCUCGAGCAAGACCUGCUCAGCUUGUGGUCAAUUUCACCCGCUGUCACAAUGUUUUUACAUCUCUAAGAACAAGGUGCCGGCGUGGUUUCAUGAGAAUCCGGCCACGAGGAAGACGGUAGACCAGAACCUUGCCUCUGACGCCUCCUUACGAGAUAAGGUCAAGAGAUUGAAGUCACAGGUAGAGGAAGGUCCCUCAAGUGAUUGA